AGCCAAGCACUGAAACAGAAAUUGCACGUAAAUGUAAAGAUGGGGGUUGAUAUUGGCACCUACAGAGGCCGCAUUGGUUCCUUCAACCAUCGCCUUAAACUUGUCGUCAAUGACAGAGACAAGUCUAGUGUCAACUUCGAUUGUGCUUUGAAGUGUAUCGGUUCGGUUGUAUUUGUAGGCCUACUGUUGGUACUUGCCGGCGUAGAACAAAAUCCUGGUCCUUUCGGAAAAGAUAAACCUUUGUACGAGAGGGUGCUGAAUAGGUCAUUACCAAACUUAGUUGAAAAGCUAAACCCGCAUCCGUUGUUGGACUAUUUAGAAGCAGAAGAGGUAUUACCACAGCACAUUGCCAGGGAUAUCAAAGAAGAAAAAACAACGUCUAAUGUUAUAAGGGAACUCAUAAAGUAUAUCAGAACAAGAGGUGAAUCCUUAUUUCUCACAUUAAAGAAAGGCUUGAAGUCAACAGGACAGGACGAGCUUGUGAAGAAUCUUGACGAUAUAGAGAAUGAGCUUCAAGCGGUCCAGCCAUCUGAUGACUCUGAUUCAGAAUAUUCUGAUGCACCAGACUAUGUAGAGCAAAUAGAGACUCGAAGAGAUCCUGAUGUUGACAGAAUUAUUCAAAGAUUUGGCUUAGUGAAUAAAAUGGACCAGAAAAUACAAGUUACAGACGUUGUUCAAAUAGACGUUUUUGGCAACUUAGACAAAAGAUAUUUUUUGGUAUACCAAAGCUCAGGGAAAUCCCCCGCUGCUCAACAAAAUGUUUGGAUGCAAAUUCCCACCCAGCCCCCGGUGGCCGAGUCCCCCAAGGGGAAAUCCCCAUAUAAAG
Ruditapes philippinarum (Manila clam) is the source of this 826-nucleotide messenger RNA. RefSeq lists its product as uncharacterized. The annotation marks the transcript as partial. Gene Ontology annotation, biological process: regulation of apoptotic process. The transcript is spliced from 7 exons. NCBI's taxonomy places the organism in Eukaryota, Metazoa, Mollusca, Bivalvia, Venerida, Veneridae. The record is from RefSeq and is a predicted model, not a curated record.